This is a messenger RNA of Pogona vitticeps (central bearded dragon), 2851 nucleotides long. RefSeq names its product zinc finger protein 830 (gene ZNF830). NCBI's taxonomy places the organism in Eukaryota, Metazoa, Chordata, Lepidosauria, Squamata, Agamidae. Gene Ontology annotation, molecular function: nucleic acid binding; zinc ion binding. The record is from RefSeq and is a predicted model, not a curated record. Gene Ontology annotation, cellular component: nucleus; spliceosomal complex. Gene Ontology annotation, biological process: mitotic DNA replication checkpoint signaling; mitotic DNA damage checkpoint signaling; nuclear DNA replication.
GAGAAGCUGGGUUUUUUUUUUCAACUUUGUGACGGAAUAUCUCCGCGACCGCGCCUCGAGGCGUAAUUGUGGAUGCGCCUACUAUGCUGGGCGGAAAAUUCGGGGCAGCGGAGAAGAACCGCUCCUGGUCCCCGUCAUGGCAGCCUCCAACGCCGCGGGAAAACAGCGGCCGCGGCCGACGACGGCCCCCCCUGUGGGCCAAGAGGAGCUGAGGCGCCUGAUGCGAGCCAAGCAGCGAGAAACAGCGGCCGGCCGAAAGAAAGUCGACUCGCCCUUCGCCAGAUAUAACAGUUUGGGGAAUUUAAGCUGCUCUUUGUGCAAUGCCUCUUUAAAGAGUGAAUUGUUGUGGCAAACACAUGUUCUUGGGAAGCAGCACAAGGAGAAACUUGAACAGUUAAAAGGUCAUAAACAGUCACCACAAGGCCCCAUUCCUAACACUUCAUCUUCUCUCAAGAGGAAAAUUGAAAAUAAAUAUUCUCCAGAGGAGAAGAAUGCAAAAGAUGCAAGUGAUAAUCCGCAAACCGUCCCGUCUGGCCUGCCACCAGAUUUUUUUAGCAGAACUGAAUUAGCGAAAGCAGAAAGGCAAUCUUUGGAAGCUCCAAGAUGUGGCUUAUUACUAGGAGACUAUGAGGAGGAAGAGGAGGAGAAGGAAAUGAUUGAAGAGACAACUGAAGGAAUCAAAGAUAACAGUAGCAAAACAUCUGUGCAAUCCACAUUUCCAAGAACAGAAACUCCAUCCUCUACUCAGAAAACAGAAACUGCUUCUGCUUUACCAUCAGGUUAUUCAGAAGACAAAGCUUUAGCUGCACCUUUGGUUUCCCACUCUGGCUCUAUACAGAAAGCAGAAGCACAAGAAAAAGUUAUGGAAAGAAAAGAAAAUACUGCAGAGGCCUUGCCAGAGGGUUUUUUUGAUGAUCCUGAAGUGGAUGCAAAGGUGCGAAAGGUUGAUGCUCCAAAGGAUCAGAUGGACAAGGAAUGGGAUGAAUUCCAGAAAGCCAUGCGACAAGUCAAUACAAUUUCAGAAGCUAUAGUAGCUGAAGAAGAUGAAGAGGGGCGACUUGACCGUCAAAUUGGAGAAAUUGAUGAGCAGAUUGAAUGUUUCCGUCGUGUUGAACACCUGCGGGACCAACAGGACAUCAUGAAAGAGAAACUGAAAGAAGUGAUGAGACUCCGAGCAGCCCACGCCAAAGAAGAGGACGAUAUAGGUAGCGAGGAUGAAGAGGAAUUGCAGGACUUGCUCUCACAGGACUGGAGAGCAAAAGGAACUUUGUUAUAGUUGCCUGUCGGGAUGAAUGAAUCUCCUAAUUUGUUAAAGAACUUUUUAAAAAGAAUCAACCCUGCAGGUGUUAAAACAGACUGUGAAGUAUUUGUAAGUUUAAGAAUAGAAAAGCCUUGUACAUUGUAAAGUUGUAUAUUGUAAGAUCUUUUCUAUACAGAUGAUUGCCACUUUCCUAUUUAAAUCUUUUGCUUUACUGUGUGUGGUGUCAGCUGUACUGUUUUUAAUAGCCUCCUUCACAGAGUAUUUUUCUUUUGGAUAGGUGGAUCCCUAAACAAGUGUCAUCCAAGCACUUGGGACCAUGUAGCAUUGUUAGGCACGAUUAUGAAGCCAGUUUUGGAAACUAAUGGUUGCUUAAUUCCCUGCAUAGUACUUCGCUGUCCCGUGGAGUUAAAGUCCCAGAUCAUGUCACAAACUCUUUGUAAUGGUCUGCAGUUUUAAAAGUAGAUUGCUGUUUGCCAGGCAGAUUUGCUGCUUCAUAGAAGUGAGUGUAAAAAACUCUUGUCAUUAUAAACAUUAUUGAUGGGGUGAUGUGGAUCCUAAUGCAGGGCUCAGAGAUUUGUUCUUUAUUGACAGACAGACCUUUUUGGAACCUUAAGAGACUGACCAGUCACUGUUCCUUUUUUCAUUACUUACGUAGCAUGAGCUAUAUCUAGUUGUUAGUCACAGUUAUUAAUUUGUAUAGUCCUAGGAAUCUACAUAUACUGCCUUGGAUUUAUUAUUUUCCUAGAAUUAUUUCGAAGCUAGCUAAAGACAGAACUUUGUGUGAUGGCUGCUGGGUUGGGGAGGAGAACUGUUGCCCGGUGAAUUCGUCAAAUUCUUAGUUACACUAAGAAAUCAAAUCAAAAAGUUAGCAUGGGCAUAUCCAGCACAGAGCAGCAACUUCAUAAACUAACUAAACUUGUGACAAUUCACCAGCAAGAUUUACACUAAUUUCAUUAUACUGGCAUAAAAACUCAGUAGGAUUUUGGCCACUUUUGCAUAUUUUUGUUGCAAUUAAUUUGAGCAUCUGUGAUAGAAUAAUUGUUUACAAGCAGAAGUAGACAUGUUACUUCAUAACACAAUCCUAAACUUCUCUAUUAAUAAGGUCAAGGGGGCUUAUUCCCAGCUAAGGUUUUUUUAUACGAUUACAACCAGGAAUAUCAAUUUCUUCCACAGCCUGCCCACCAGUGGCUAAUGUAUCAGGGCAAUUUGGAUGCUAUAGUCAGAUGUAUCCUCAGAAAAAAGAUUAAUAUAGCUGUAAUACCAAUAUGAGAUCUAAAAUUAGCAAAAAGAAAGGUUAACUGUCUUGAUCUCUAAAAUAGCCAUGGAACUUGCUAAUGUGAUACUAGUUUUAGCACUUGGGCCUUAAGAUAAGUUACAUUGACGGAAGCAUGUUCCAUCCCCUUUCCUCCGUCAUUCUCCCUUCUAUUAUCUAAGCCUAAAAUGCUCUUUUCUUCUCCAAACACAAUGAAAUAGCAUGCAGGAAUUGAUUAUUGGCUAUUAUUCGACCAAAGCUACAUAAAGCCAAUCAUCUUUGUUUGUCUAAUUAUGCUGCUGGCAAGUGCAUUGUUAAUAAAUCACCUGGGACCCAUA